This is a messenger RNA of Tachysurus fulvidraco (yellow catfish), 2011 nucleotides long. Its product is annotated as polymeric immunoglobulin receptor-like. The transcript is spliced from 8 exons. Lineage: Eukaryota; Metazoa; Chordata; Actinopteri; Siluriformes; Bagridae. The coding region runs from base 194 to 1618 and encodes 474 amino acids. The record is from RefSeq and is a predicted model, not a curated record.
UGGGAUUAAGUGGAAGUGUUUUCACAAAGCAGCAACAGAAAUUAGAUUGAUUACACACUGUAACUGACCAGAAGCUCCUUUUGUGUUUGAAAUUUGAAAGCAUUUGUAAAGUGCUUAUGAAGUUCACAAAUUUCAGACACACUUCCUGUUCAGCUCUUUCUUACACAGAUAUUAGGGGAAAUGGAAAUGGGAAAUGGGUAUAGCAUCACUUUAUGGCAGAGUAGAGAUCUGUGAGAGUGAACUCAGGAUGAAGGUCCUCCUCAUCUUCACCCUCUGUCUUAUGUCAGAUGGAGGAGCCUCAAAGGAAGUAACUGGAUAUUCAGGAGGAGGAAUCCUUAUCAAGUGCAAGUAUGAUACAGCAUACAAAGAUAACCAAAAAAAUUUCUGUAAGGGUUCAAUGUCAGUCUGUUCUGACCAAAUAAAGACAGGAGAUAAAAACCAGUGGGUAAAUUCAGGAAGAUUCUCACUGUUUGAUGACAGCAAAUCAUCAGAGUUCUGGGUGAUGAUCAGAGAGCUUACUGUACAGGACACUGGGACGUAUCAGUGUGUAGUUGAUAAAACUUUAGUGAGAGACAUUUACACACCGGUGGAACUGAAGGUAAAAGAAGAUCUGUCCUAUGAAAAGUCCAUCAGUAAGAGUGUCCAUGUAGGAGGAGAUUUAACUGUCAGAUGUAAAUACCCACAAUCCCUCAGGAAUGACCCCAAGUUUCUCUGUGGGGGGGGGACACAAGAUUUUGCUUGUUUUUAUAAGGACUCUGUUAAAGAGAAUAAAAAAUAUUUAAUUAUUGACAAAACGGCCCUGUAUGAUGACAGAGAAAAACAAAUCUUCAAUGUGAGUAUUAGAUCUGUAAAUAAGCAGGACUCUGAAUACUGGUGUGGAUCUGAAAAAGCCUGGACAUCUGAUCAUGGAUACAAGGUUUAUUUCACACGGAUCAACCUGACAGUCACUGAUCUAUAUGUCCCAGAUUCAACCUUAAAACCAACAUGCCCUUCAUCAUCAUUAUUAUUAUUAACAUCAUCAACAUCAUCAUCAUCAUCCUCACUUCUUCGUCUCACAGAUAAAAUCAAAUCCUGGACUACUUCAGCUUCUUCUCCAGCAGGAUUUCCAGCUUCCACUGUGAUCACUGUGUCUGUAAUUCUGCUGCUUCUGAUUGGAACCAUAACUGUCUUUGUGGCUCUACAAAAGAGAAAAAAGUUGCAAGCAGAUUCAGCCUCUACUACUUCUGGCCAAGACCCAGGAAACCAAGUGGUUCCUCGUGAUAUCUGUGAAUAUGAAGAGAUAAAAGACAGCAGACGACUUUCUACCUCAGAUGCUGGAAAUUCCACAAUUUACUCUACAGCUGAACUACCCUCAAAGUUACCCACAAGCCCCUACGAUUCUGCUGUUUACCCUACUGCUCAACUGCCCACAAUCCGCUCUGAUCAGGACAUCUACUCUACAGCUCAGUUACCUACAUGUCCCUCGGCUGCAGAAUCUGAUGAAGGUCUGAAUUACACAUCAGUGAUUUUUCAUGCCAAAUCCACCAGCUCUAAUGAUGCAGCUGCAAAGAUUAUCUUUAAGAAGACAGAGGUCAUGUGUGACUACGAUUCACUUAGUCAUGUUACUUCAUCUGGCUAGUUUCUUAUCAUUAUUACUCCAAGUAUGUGUUGCUGGAACUAUAUACAACUUUGUCUAUUACUUUGUUCUUCCCUUUUUUUUUUUAUUAAGAUGCUCUUGGUUAUUUCCCUUAACCAGUGAGGACGAAAACUUAUCCCUUUUCUAUCUUUUUUAUUGACACUUUCUUCUGGCAGUUUAACAAACAAAAAUUUUUGAUAACUAUCCUUGGACAACCAUUGUUUUUUUUUUUAAUUUAAGACGAUCACAGCUUAAAAUGUACUUUAAUCAGUAACUAAAUAUUAAGCUGUAUUAUAUCAUUGUGUAUUUUGAAAGCAGACGUUCAUUUGUAUGACUGUGGCUGUCUGUUAAUGUGCUUGAUGUUUUAUUUUAUUAAAAUGGCUGUUGUCAGAGAAA